Messenger RNA from Cylindrotheca closterium, 1650 nucleotides. The record is from the annotation of a GenBank genome assembly. Lineage: Eukaryota; Bacillariophyta; Bacillariophyceae; Bacillariales; Bacillariaceae.
AUGAUGAAGAAUCUGUCAUUCCUUUUACUCGUGUUUCUUUCACGAGCUAAGGCCAACUUUGAAAUGGGCGUCACUGGAGCAUUGGACCAGGACGACAAUACUCAAUACCAUAUGGAGGUUACCGGAGGAUUUGACUUCGAGGGCCUAACAAGUUCUUGUGGUUCCAUGACGGACUGCGGAGCGUGCACCAAUACGUAUUCCUGUCACUGGUGCAGUCAUGACAAUGCGUGUCAUGCCAAGGGCAGCUGGAGGGGUUGCUCAUGGGGUGCCACCUGUUCUGCCCCAGAACCACAAGGCUGCACUGCCCAUACUACGUGUUCUGAUUGUGCACUGGCGUCUCAUACUUGCCAUUGGUGCGCCUUUGACAAUGCCUGUCAUGCCGUUGGUAGUCCGCAUGGAUGUGCUGCCGGAGUGGACUGUUAUUCGAAUGAAAUAUGUCGGCGCAAAGAACCACAGAAAUUUCAGAGGAUUGUCACCGAAAUGCCAAUGGGAUUUAUUGCUUUUGUAGUACUUGUCAGUUUCGUCUUGAUUGUUUCCCUGUCGCUGUGCCUUGGCUUGCUGGGCACUAUGUGCGGCGGCUACCAGGAUGUGGAUAGUACGAAUGAACCAGCAUCCACGCCAUCAUCAAUCACUGGAAUUAACAUGAAUCAAAUGGCAGCGACAGAUCCAGCUUAUACAGCGGUAGCAACUGAAGCACCAGAAGGAUCAUCAUCUCAAAUGGAACAAGGCGAAAAUAUCAAUGGUCCAGCACAACAGACUGGUGAUGACGACGGAAUACCCAACCAAGAUCAAUCCACAAUAGUUGAAGGAACAGACGAUCCAAUGCAUCCACUCGAUGUUGCUGGAAGUUCUAGCAACUAUGUUCAGAUGGCUGAAAAUGCAGAGGAGGAGGAACCAAAUGAAACGGCCCGCCUACUGGAGGAUCCUCCUGGCAUUAUUGCCACUCCUCCUCCGACAGGCCCACGGCGGAUGCGCAAAGUUCCUCGGACAUGCCGAAUGAUACAGAUUGUAUCCGUUUUGUUGGUCCUCUUGCUGGCGUCCAUGUCCGUCUAUUUCUUUCCGGUCAUGCCAACCUUUUCAGUCUGCAACGACUCGAUCGGUUGGCGUAGGAUCAUUGAACACAUUAUUGCCAUGAGGAUUGACGCCAGUUUUGAAGUUUUGAUUUCCCUCUCCAACAAAAAUCGGAUUGCCGUGGCCUUGGAUCGAGGCAAUGGGACCUUUCAGUUUGAUGGUCGACCACUUGGAACCUUUGUCAUUCCACCCGUGACUGUGGAAAGUAUGGCCAUUUCGGAUCUCAUGAUUCUUGCCAAGGCGUCUCCAGAUCGGCAUCAAGCCUUGAAAAUUGUCCAAGCCUUUCGAAAUGGGCACUUGAUAUUGGAUGCCGAUUUUGAUGCUACCAUCCGACUGCCGUGGUUCUUCAAUUACACUAGAAACAUUACCGUCAAUCACUAUUUGGUGGAUGUGACGGCACCCAAAGAUCGAACACUGUGUCAAUGUCAAGAUGACACCAAGAAUUCUACUACUCCUGAAUUUCUUUUGGAUUUGAUACCAGAGUUUGAUGAACUAAUGUCGGAUUUGGAUCAUGAAAAUGAUUCUUCGUUCGUACACAACGGGGAAGUUGCACCAUAUGGAAGCCAAGCGCUAAAUUAA